AUGUUUUUUUUCUGUUGUGUUCUAACUGUUAUUGUUUGUCUCUUUUCUUCAGCUUUGAUUGAAAUGAAUGAGGUUCCUCAGCAGAUCUCUUUAACUGCGGCUAAACUCGGAGAAAAUGUGACUCUGACAUGUGCACUCUCUGCACGUGAUCAAGGGUUGUUUUACUGGUAUAAGCUGAAUUUUGGAUAUAUGGUUCAAACAGUUGCUGAAGGAAGUUUUGACAAAAUAUUAUUUCAAAAGAACAACUCAAGAUUCAGUGCCACAAAAGUGGGUAAUGUGCAUUCUCUUAUCAUAAGAAAUGUAAGCAAAAAAGAUGAAGCAACAUACUUCUGUCAAGCAGGAUCAUCAUUCAGUAUGACAUUUAAAAAUGGCACAAUUUUGGCAGUGAAUGAUCCUAAAACGCAAAAUACAUUUGUCACCAUGAAACAAACUCGAGAAGUGGAGCCAGUCCAUCUGAGUAAUGCAGUGACUCUGCAGUGUUCGCUCCUCUCCAAGAACAAAACUGAGACAGAUCAGUGUCCAUAUGGUGAAACAUCUGAUAGUGGGACCUACUACUGUACUGUGGUCACAUGUGGACAGAUCCUGUUUGGUGAAGGAGCUAAAUUGGAGACCAAGGAGUUCCUGCUCGUUACUGUGCUUGGCGUACUGCUGGCCUGCUCUGUGUUUGUGAAUUUAGCACUGAUUCUCACCAGAAAGAAAAAAGAAAGAAAAAAGAAAAAACAACCUCGUGAGCACUGCAAAGGAAAAGUAGAAGUCUUUACUGAUGUUGAACAGGAAAAAUCAUCUGGGGAUCAAAUGAGCAAUGAGGAGGGUGAAGAAGUAGGACUAAACUAUGUGGCUCUGGAUUUCCCCUCAAGAAAAUCUUCAAGAUGGAAGAGUAAGAAGGAGUCACCAGAGUGCACCAUAUACUCUGGCAUUAGAGAGGGCCAGUAA
Messenger RNA from Pelmatolapia mariae (spotted tilapia), 933 nucleotides. RefSeq lists its product as uncharacterized. NCBI's taxonomy places the organism in Eukaryota, Metazoa, Chordata, Actinopteri, Cichliformes, Cichlidae. Gene Ontology annotation, biological process: response to bacterium. The transcript is spliced from 5 exons. Bases 1 to 933 code for a protein of 310 amino acids. The record is from RefSeq and is a predicted model, not a curated record.